GAAAAUCUUUUAUUCUGAAGGGAUCGGACAGAGGAAGCAUUGCUAGUAGAACACGCACAACAAGAUCGUAGUGAGGUGGACGAACUGACAGAGAUGGCAGAUUUGUCGUUGUAUUUAACUAGUGUCAACGUUUCCCUGGCACAAACUAUGGAAACUGAAAAGAGUCCAGGAGGGGCGACAGACUUUGAGAGUGUGGAGAUGAGAGAGACUGCGGUGAGUCAGGGGAGAGUGAAGGUUCCCCGAAGGACCAUCUACUUUGCCAGCGGGGAGACCAUGGAGGAGUACAGCACCGAUGAAGAGGAGGAAGAGGAGGAUCCCGUGAAGAAAGAUGUCAUCACUGUAGAUCCGGCAAAAUUGACCUGGGGUCCGUAUUUCUGGUUCCACAUGUGGAGAAUGGCCACCUCCACCAUCUCGGUUUGUGACUACAUGGGAGAGAGACUGGCCUCUCUUUUUGGCAUCACUACUCCUAAGUACCAGUAUGCUAUCGAUGAGUACUACCGUAUUAAGAAAGAGGAGGAGGAGGAAGAAGAGGAGAACCAACUGGCUGAGGACGCGGAGCGUCGGUUUGCAAUGCAGCGGAGAGGCGAGCAGGAUGCUCCUCAUCCUACCACUGUGGAGCAGCCGGAGGCGUCCGGAGCUUCCUUUGUUAACAUUAGCUUUGAGCUCGAACCUGAGCCUCCUCUCGGUGCUCCAGACACCAACAGAGUCCCUUCCCCUCUCCCCUCCUGAAAACCUACGCUCACUGACAAACCUCUAACAUUCACACAUUUCUGCCAGGCAAAACCUUAAUUUACUUAGCUGUAUAGAUGAAUAAUAUUAUUUUUCUAUGUUAUUUUAUAAAACGAGAUCUUAAUACACAGUGCAGGGAUAAAUUAAAGGGCUGUGGGAAUGCACUCGCCUUACCUGUGAAUGUAAAUUUAUGUACAGCUUUAAGAAGUAGAAGACUGAGACAUGGAAUUUAACUAUUUGUAGACCAAACUGCGCUCAACACACUUUAAAUUGACAUCAAUUGAUAGAGUGAAAUAGAUGCUGGAAUGUAAUCUUAGUGAGAAAUGGAAAUCAAUUUCAGUUUUUUCAUCUAGACGUGGCAUGGGAAUUCAUUUACAGUGUGUAAAAGAGCUGGACAGUUUUUGACUUCCAAGCUAAACAAGUCACCAGGUAUUGAUGACAUCAGUAGCCAGCGCUGCGGUACUGUUAGUUUACACUGGGCAUAUAUUUUACUCUUCAUUUCUGCCUGUUGUUGCUAUAUUGUUAUAUCUGGAAUAAAGAAAAACAAAAGAAUAGCCUACAAGUUAAAUAAGUUAGGAAGAGGAAUGAGUGGCAUUGACUUGACUUAUGUACUUACACAUAGUAUGCAUACUUCAGAUUAAAAAUAAAAAGACAACAUACUAAAAAAUGAGGCCUAUAAAACAUCUGCUUAGACAAUGCCAAGACUUAACAGAAAACAUACCAGUUUCGAGUUUCAUCAGAACAGUCAUUUAUAGGUCAACAUGAUGUCCAAACAGCCUUUCCCAGUGUGCAUCAGUUGGCGUAGGCAUGUUGUUAUAACACUAACCUCAAAGAAUUUUCUACCUGCUUUCUUUACUUUCUAUUUUACAAUUUACAAUGUAAACGAGUCUCUGUGAUGGUACUUGAAACAGUUUAAAAACAGAAACAACUUGCAUAAAGUACCAAUUGUUUUGCUAAAACGAACCAGGCUAUGCAGCUAAUGUAGGUUCACUAGUAAAAAAUAAAUGUAUUCCAAAUCUUUGAAAA
Molecule: messenger RNA, 1755 nt
Organism: Xiphias gladius (swordfish)
Lineage: Eukaryota; Metazoa; Chordata; Actinopteri; Istiophoriformes; Xiphiidae
Gene: fam177a1a
Product: family with sequence similarity 177 member A1
Exons: 5
Coding region: 94-729 (211 amino acids)
Source: RefSeq, a predicted model, not a curated record